UUUCCAUCAGGGAACGGAUGAGAGUCCGUCCUGCUCCCCUCCCUUUUCCCUCUCUCUUUCUCUCUCCAGCCUCCGAACGCUAAGGACAUAGAGCCGGAGUCAGCCUAGGGAAACUCAACACCAGCAGGGCUCCGGGGGCGGCUGUGUUUACUCAUCACAUGAGCACUGGGACGUUUCCUCAGCUGGGACAGCAGUGUUAGUUUCUGUUGCUUGCUGGGCGCCUCGAUCUCUAUAGUGUUUGUUCUGGAGGAUCAGGGCAAAGGGUGCCGUCUCAAAGGUCACUGAGAUUUCAGUGUGUUGGCAGCGUGAGAAGAAAAAGCCGGGCUGUGAAUAGAGGAAGCAGAAGUUUGUUUGGAGUCUCAGAGGGAUUCAUAUCAUCUGCUCCACUUUGGAUAUUGGGACUAUUCAUCUGACAUAACCUCCGUAACCAAACUCUUGCAGAGGAAAAGAUGGCUGUUAUUUCCUGGGAUAAGAAACUCUUGAACUUGCUGAACUUGUUUACAGCUUACAGGAAAAAGUGAAACUUUCUUGAUGGGCAGCCUUGUUUGUAUGAGCAAGCGUUAUGGGUAAUAUGUGUGGAUGUGUGCGGGGCUCUAAAGAGGAGUGUUAUGUUGAUCCCACGAAAGCCCCAAUCAGCCCUGCACCAAAGGAGCUCAGCGGACGCCGAUACUUUCAAAGGAGGAAGAAGAGGAAAUCGGCAGAGUUCAGUGCUACUGACUCUUUGAGAAGCCAUGGGGCUGAGAGCUGUAGGAGUGAUGACCUGGAGGACGUCACGUCUGGUAGGACUUCCUUCAGUCAGGUUGGUACGUUGAACUCGGAGCAAGAUGAGAUUCCAAGGCCCAGGCAGCCCAGCAUCAGCCAUGGGGUCUAUGUUGGAGAAGUCCCAGUUCCCAGAGGUAAAACCGGGGGUAGACCAGGUGUUCAUCAGAUGGAUGAGGACAAAAGCAGGCCCACUGUGGAGCAUAAUAUACAUAGGGUCACCAAGAGCUCCAGAAGCAUCUCCUCGAAGGACGUGCUCUUGGAAAAGAAACUGUUGAGGAGACAGUUGAGGAGGGCAGUGAGUUUUGGAGCUGUGGAACAUAUGCUCCAGACACUGAGAGGAAACAACUCCUUGAGGAGCAGGGUGGAUCAUCAGCUGGAAAACAUGGAGGGCUUCUCCAAAAUUAUAUGGGACACUCAAGUGCACAGGAAGCGGAGGAGGGCCCACACUUGCUUAGGUUUAGUUUCCCAGGCUACUUUGGAUACUGUCCAACAAGAUCUUAAUCAUCCUUCUACUGAACAGCAGGAGAUCUCGGACAUCCACGUGACAGGAGAGUCCGAGGACAUGACAGCCAAGGAGAGACUUCUGCUGUGGUCCCGGCAGAUGACCGAAGGCUAUGUAGGCGUCCGCUGUGACAACUUCACUACCUCCUGGAGGGAUGGACGGCUCUUCAGUGCUAUUAUUCAUAAGUACAGGCCCGACCUGGUGGAUAUGAGCAGAGUAUCAACACAGAGUAGCAGAUCCAACCUGGAGCAAGCGUUUGGUGUGGCCGAGCAGCUCGGAGUGGCCCGACUGCUGGACCCAGAGGAUGUGGACGUGUCGUCUCCUGAUGAGAAGUCUGUUAUUACGUAUGUAUCAACGUUAUACGACGUCUUCCCCAAAGUACCGGAGGGUAUGGAGGGCAUCAGUGCAAAUGAUGUGGACAUUAAAUGGGUUGAAUACCAGAACAUGGUGAAGUACCUCAGCCAGUGGAUCAAACACAAUCUGACUGUUAUGGCAGACAGAGAUUUCCCCAGAAACCCUGUGGAACUUAAGGCACUUUAUACGCAGUAUCUACAGUUCAAAGAGAAUGAAAUCCCACCAAAAGAAAAUGAAAAGGCCAAAAUCAAGCAUCUCUACCAAAUGCUAGAGGUGUGGAUAGAGUUCGGUCGCAUCCAGCUCCCUCAGGGGUACCAUCCUAAUGAUGUGGAGAAGGAAUGGGGCAAGCUGAUCGUGUCCAUGCUGGAGAGAGAGAAGAGCCUGAGGCCUGAAGUGGACAGACUUGAAAUGCUGCAGCAGAUUGCAAACAGAGUUCAGCGAGACAGUGUAGGCGGAGAGGACAAAUUAGUGUUAGCACGGACAGCUCUGCAGUCGGAUGUGAAGCGGCUGGAAUCAGGAAUCCAGUUUCAGAAUGAAGCAGAGAUCGCUGGAUAUCUUCUGGAGUGUGAGAACUUACUGAGGCAGCAAGUGGUGGACAUCCAGCUUCUACUGGACGGGAAGUUCUACCUCGCUGACCAGCUCGUUCAGAGGGUGUCUAAGCUCCGAGACGAUCUGCUGGCUUUGAGGACAGAGUGUUCAACCGUCUACAGCAAAGGACACACGCUGACCUCAGAACAGACCAAGAAGAUGAUCUCUGGCAUCACGCAGAGUUUGAACUCAAACUUCAGUGCUGGACUGUCUCCUGCGCUCAGUCACGGAGGCCUGGUCACAUCAGACGGCAGCCCUGCGAUGAGCCCGGCCAUGACCCCCGGCAUGACCCCUGCGGCGGUCCAGACUUACCUCAGCAGCAGAGGAGGAGGAGGCAUGGAGCCCGCUGGCCUUCAGCAGCUCAAACACAUGCAGAUCCCCAAGCCCAUGCUCAAAUCCUCAUUCCUGGACCCCAGCCUGACCGAGGAUGAGGCUCAUAUGAAGUUUGUGCAGGAUCUAAUCACCUGGGUUGAGGAAAUGCAGGUUCGGCUUGAUCAAGCAGAAUGGGGAUCUGAUCUGUCAAGUGUUGAAUCAAAUUUAGGGAAUCAUAAAGAUUUUCACAAAGCCAUAGAAGAAUUCCAGAUGAGCAUUAAAGAAGCCAAUGUGAGUGAGAUGACCCAGCCGCUGAAGCAGAGUUACUCCGAGGAGCUGAAGACGUUAGAAAGCCAGUACGGCAGGCUGCUGAAAUGCUCCGGUGAGAGGCAGAAGCACCUGGACAGUCUGUAUGAUUUUGUGUCCCGCGCCACGCAGGAGCUGAUCUGGCUCAAUGAGAAGGAGGAAGAGGAAGUGGCUUUCGACUGGAGCGAGAGGAACAGUAACAUUUCAAGGAAGAGAGAUUAUCAUGCAGAUCUCAUGAGAGAACUGGAUGACAAGGAGCAGGUGAUCAAGUCAGUACAGGAGAAGGCAGAGAGCCUCCUGCUGGAGAACCAUCCUGCCAGACUGACCAUCGAGGCGUACAGAGCAGCCAUGCAGACUCAGUGGAGCUGGAUACUGCAGCUCUGUCACUGUGUGGAGCAACAUCUGAAAGACAACGCCGUCUACUUUGACUUUUUCAGUGGUGCCAAAGAGUCGUUGGAUUACCUUAAGAGUCUCCAAGAUGCCAUCCACAGAAAGUACAGCUGCGACAGAAGCAGCAGUUUACAUCGGCUGGAGGAUCUCAUUCAAGAGUCCAUGGAUGAGAAAGAGCAGCUCCUGAAAUACAGCAGCACAGUGGGUGGGUUAGUGGGACGGGCAAAGUCUGUAGUUCAGCUCAAGGCCCGUAACCCAGAGAACCCCAUCAGGACCUCCACACCCGUCAAAGCCAUCUGUGACUACCGCCAGAUAGAGAUCACCAUCAGCAAAGAAGAUGAGUGUGUUCUAGUGAGCAAUUCUCACAGGGCGAAGUGGAAAGUGAUCAGUCCCUCUGGAAAUGAGGCCAUGGUGCCUUCAGUCUGCUUCAGUGUACCUCCACCCAACAAGGAGGCCAUUGAAAUGGCAAGCAGGAUGGAGCAGCUGUAUCAGAAUGUUCUGGCUCUGUGGCACCACUCUCACAUUAACAUGAAGAGCAUCGUAUCCUGGCACUAUCUGAUGACUGACAUCCGCACCAUCCGCAAAAGCACUGUUGCCUCGAUCAAGACGCUCUUGCCGGGUGAUCACGAGCAGGUGCUGAGCAGCCUUCGGUCCCACUUUGAGGACUUCCUGAGGGACAGUGAUGAAUCUGAGGUUUUUACGGUGGCUGAUCGUGCCCAGCUGGAACAGGAGGUUCUGGCUUGUAAGGAGUACUAUGAGGAUCUCCUUAAAUCUGCAGAGAGAGAAGAACACGAGGAGUCCGUGUACAAUCUCUUCAUAUCUGAGGUGCGCAACUUCCGCAUGCGGGUGGAGGGUCAUGAGGAACAGCUGAUCCGGAAAAUCCGUACCCCGCUUGACAGAGAUGACCUGCAGGAGUGUGUGCUGCGCAUCACCGAACAGGAGAAGAAGAAGGUAGAGCUGGAUAGGUUGAAGGAUGACCUGGAGAGUCUGAGAGAGAAGUGUGACGUCUUCCUCAGGCAAGCAGCUGCCUCUCCAUCCGUCCCUGCGCUUUCCUCUGAGCUGAACAUCCUCACUCAGAGCAUGAACCAGGUCUACUCCAUGUGCUGCAUCUACCUGGAGAAGCUGAAGACAGUGAGUUUGGUGGUGAAACACAGUCAGAGUGCCGAAGCUCUGGUAAAGCUUUAUGAAGCAAAGUUGUGCGAGGAGGAUACAGCCAAUGCUAAUAUCAAAUCUAUUGAUGGCGUCAUGAGCACUCUUAAGCAAUGGAGGUCUGAAAUCGAUGAAAGGCGUGAGGUAUUCCAUGACUUAGAGGACGAGCUGCAGAAGGCACGAGUGGUCAGUGAGCGCAUGUUCAAAACGCACAACGAGAGAGACUUUGAUUUGGAUUGGCACAAGGAGAAGGCCGACCAGCUCAAAGAACGAUGGCAAAACAUCCAGUCUCAGAUUGAAAACAGGCUCCGGGACCUGGAAGGCAUCAGCAAAUCACUUAAGUAUUACAAAGACACAUACAACAGCCUUGAUGAAUGGAGUAAAGAAAUGGAAGCCAAGCAGCUCAAGGCCCAAGAAAAUCAGCCCGAGGAUAGCAAGGCAUUGGCUGAGUUCCUUAACCAGCAGAAAGUUUUGGUCGCAGAAAUUGAGCAAAAACUAAGUAAAAUUGAGGAAUGCCAGAAGUAUUCAGAGCAGUAUGCAGUUGGAGUGAAAGACUAUGAACUGCAAUUGAUGACUUAUAGAGCCAUGGUUGAGUCUCAGCAGAAGUCUCCUGUGAAGAGAAGAAAGAUGCAGAGUUCCUCUGAUGUCAUCCAGCAAGAGUUUAUGGACCUUCGUACACGUUAUACGACCUUGGUUACUCUGAUGACACAGUACGUGAAGUUCGCAGGUGAAACACUGAAGAGGGCAGAAGAGGAUGAGAGGUCUGUUGAGGAUGAGAAGAAAGAGCAUGGCAAUAAGGUUAACAAGUUGUUAAAUUGGAUGUCUUGUAUGAAAACGAACCUGAACAAAGAUGGAAAGGCUCAAAAUGAUGGCAAACCCAGCACUGAGAGCAAUAGUAAGCCCCAGAUGUCACUGGAGGAGAUGAUGACAAAGAAGGAACAAAUUGGAGAAGCAUUGCGAACUACACAGCUGAUGCUAGCAAAAUACAGUGACAACAUGACUGAAGAAGAAAAGCAAGAAGCAGAAGAGCAGCUGAAAUGUCUUCGUCAAGCCCACAGCGAGAUCUCUCAACAGUGUGCAGAUGCAGCUUCCUCUGCUGAUCAGGCACUGCAGGUCCUCCAAGGGAUUCUGGAUGUUGAAAGUGGAGCUGUCAUGUCUGUGUGUUACUCUGUGAACAAUGGCUUCAUCGACCAGAACACAGGACUUGGUCUUCUAGAGGCCCAGCUUAUAACCACUGGACUCAUUUGGCCUGAACAGAACUUGUAUAUGGACUUGGAAGAUGCAUUCAAGAACAAACUUGUGGAUGACGUAAUGUGCAAGCAACUGCAAGAGUUGAAUGAAGCUAAAAAAUGUCUUCAGAAUCUCCAAUUUGCUUUAGAACCCUUGCCGGUUAUAACAGCCCUGGAAAAUGGGGCUAUAUCUGAGCAAACAGCUAUAAAGAUAAUUGAAAUCCAGCUUGCAACUGGAGGGUUAAGACCAAAAUACACUGGAGAUAUUCUACAUCUGGAAAAGGCUUUUCAACUUGGCCUGAUACCUGAGUCGCUGUUUAUCAAGAUAUUGGCGAAGAAGGAUAGUUGGAAGAACUUGAUUGACCCCAACACUGCAGAAAAAUGCACCCUUAGUCAGCUUAUGCAGAGAUGCAUUAUGCACAAGCUGACAGGACUUCGUCUGCUUCCAGUGAAACGUGGAAAGGAUGGAAAUAUAUCCCUGAUGCCUGGAGGAGAGAUGAGCAUUAUGAGAGCCAUGCACGAGGGCAUCAUUGAUAGGGAGACCAUGUGUCGGUUGCUGAGCACCCAGUUGUUUGCAGGAGGCAUAGCUGACCCCAAAACUGGCCGAAAGGUGACUGUCAAGGAGGCCUUGUCCGAGGGUCUGAUCGAUCAGGACACUGCGAGUGAGAUACUGAGCCAUCAGGCCCAAAAUGGUGGCAUUGUUAAUCCUUGCAGCGGGGCAAGACUUACAGUCGAUGAGGCCGUCCAGUGUGACUUAAUAAGCUUCAGCACAGCGUUGUUAGUUCUGGAGAGACAGAAGGCCUUCAUGGGUCUCCUUUGGCCUAACGCUGGUGAAAUUCUCUCUUUCUCCACCUCUCUUCAGCAAAACAUAAUCACAGACAAACUAGCGUCUGAGUUGCUUCGUAACCGGCACAAAAUAACAGCCUUGUACAUACCUGAAACCUCUGAGGUAGUUGACAUUGAUUCUGCUGGGGAGGACAACUUAAUUGAGACAUUUACAAAAGAGUUGUUGAAGACGAUAGAAAUCCCAGAUGUGUUUCCUGAUAUAGAUGAACUGAAUAACAGGUUUUCAUCCUGGCUGGUAAUGAAGGAGCUUCAAAUUGAUGGAUCUUGUUCCAUCGGUGAAGAAAUCAGUGAUGAAAACAGCACAGACGCACCAUCUCUCUCUGAGGCGAAACAGUUAUUUAUUUCUUACCUCAUGAUGAAUAGCUAUAUGGAUCCAAAGUCAGGCCAAAGACUGUUGAUCUUUGAUUGGCAGUUAAAUAAAAUGGCUAAAUUACUCUUCACCGAAACAUCCGAAUCAGAACAUGUAGUUGAGUUAAGCAGACUUCAUAUGAAGGUUUCCGAAGAGUCUCAACUAAAUAACAAUAUUUCUGACGAUGACAACGCUUGUCUGGAUGCCGAUUAUAGUGCUCUGGGAGAAUUGCAAAUUUGUGAACCUUUGGAAAGCACAACAGAAAAAGAGCAUGGAGUGGUGAAUUCUACAGCAUUACUUAAUUUCCCAAAACCUACUCUACAAUCUGAAUUUGUUAUAAAUACCAUAGAAACUAAUCGCAGAUGUGAUAUUCUACUAGACUGUGUUGAACAUGUGACUGUAAUUGAAGCUAACAAACUGUCUAAGGAUUCUACAUGUUCAAACACAGACAAGUGCCAAGCAGAAACAAGUAACAUAGCUUCUUCUCAAACGUCAGAAGAAAUGCAGUUACCAAAAACAACCUUUUCUGUAGAAGCAACUGCCUCAAGUUUGUGCUCGAUGGAAGUGCAUCCUGAUUGUCAUGAUGCCAAUAAAGACCAGGAAAAACAUUCAAAAGACUCCACACUAUUGUCUAGUGAAACGAUCAGUUAUACAGAAAUGUCCUCUGAAUGUCCACAUACAGAGGUUGUGUGGGAUGACAAGCUUGAGAGAGAUUAUGCCAUCCAUCAAUUAGAGGAAGGUGGGAUUUUGGAUGUUACCUCUGGAAAACGGUAUGAGCUUGAAGCUGCUCUCGGUAAAGGCCUUAUUGAUGAAGAGAUCAUCUUAGAAGUACUCGCACCUCAGCUUCAAGAGGAUGGAUUGAAUGAGAACAAAAAUGCUACAUCAUCAGUUCUGAACAUUUCUGUCAGUAAAGGCUGCAUCUCAAGUAAGGAAGCACUACAGAUCAUGGAAAAGCAGAACCUUCUGGGUGGUUUCUUUGAUGCAGCAGCCGGAAAAACCAUUAGCGUCUGUGAUGCUUUAGAGACGGGUCUGAUUACUGAUGAUCUCAGCAGAAGUAUUUUCUCUGCAGAGGAAAUCAGGAAGGCCACCAUUGAUCCCGAUGGAAAGUGUGUGCUCAGUGUAAACAAUGCCCACCAGUCUGGGAUGUUGGAUGAUGAAGAGGCUGAGAGGAUACAUUCACAACAGAAUGAAAGGGGAGACAUUAUGGUACCUGACUUAGCAAAAAGAGGACAGAUAAGCCUGGGAUCAGAUGAAGCCACACAGGUACCUACAGACGUAGCAUGUGUGAGCAGUAGUCAGGGUUCUCUGUUACUCACCAUUACUGACACACCUUCUAAAGGCAUUUCAACAAAAGACAAUGUGUUUGAUAAAGUGUCUGAGACGAAUGGAAUAGUGGAAGAUUGUGAUAAACAGGUUGCUAGUUUCAAGACUAUAGACUCCAAAAACCACAUCGACACUACAGAUGAAAGAGAAAGAGGUUUCCCUUUGGAAGGAAAUGAGACCGAAACACCACAUAACAGUGUGGACACUUUUGAUGUUGAUGAUUCUUGUAAAACUGUAAGUCUUUCACCAUGUGUCAGGCAAAUGGCAUAUCUUGAGACAACAGCGAGUCAGGUUGUUAGCCCUGUACAGAGUGACUCUGGGAUAUCAUGUUCAUCACAAAGUGAUAUCUGCUCUGAAGAAAGUAAAUUAGAGUGUGUUCCUAAUCCUGAACAGGAAUUCGACAGGUCCAAAGUGGAGUCUGAAACAAAUGCAUAUUUUGACAAAAGGCCUUAUGAGGGCUUAAGCGCUUCACUACCAACGAUAGAAGAUCUUGCACAAAUUAGAACACCUGUUGAAUCGCAGUCAAACUCAUCUUUAUAUUGUGCAAGUGCCACUGUAGCAGAGGUGAAUUCACGUACUGAUGAACAACACAUAUUAGCUCAGAAUAUGCUGAAUGAGAAAGAGGAGGUGUCAUCUCAGAGCAAUGCAUCAAAUAAAGCUAAAUACUCCAAUAAUGUAAGAGAGAACCUAGACGAUAAGCAUUCUGUUGAGGAUUCAGGUGUGUUUAGUUCUGAAAACAGAGUAAAGGACAUGGUUAAAUAUGAGGACAGAAAUGCACCAGAAACAGAAGUUGAGCCUAGUGCGAUUUGUGCAGAAAGCAGUAUUGACUUAGAAAAGAAUGAUGACAUUGAAAACUCUGUAGGUUUCAAAGGCUCAGAGGGCAAAUGUCAGCUCAAUUUGAUGGAUUUAGUUGGAUCACCAGGAAAUUCAGAGCAGUUGCCACUUGAAGUUGUUACGAAUUCUAGUCAAGGUGAUUCAAAUGGAGGUAACCAUAACAUGCACUACCCAAGUGAGCAAGGCAUAUUUUAUAAUCAUGUAGCCCCAAAGAGCACUACAAAAGAUGAGUUAACCAGAUCAUCUGAACCAGACUUUACAAGUGACAAUGAUACACAAGUAAAAGACUUAGAAACGCUAGAGUCAUCCUCGGGUCAUUGUUCACAGGAUAUAAUCGCAGAAUUCAAUGAUAUGCAGUCUGCCGCCCUAAUUCCAAGUCCUUCAGUUAAAUUAAUGCGUGAUCAAAAUAGCGAACAAUGUGGAAACAUCUUCAACCAUUCUCAAGCUGGGGUUGCUGUACACCAGGAUGAUCUUCAUUUUUCUCACAUGGCAAUGGCCGAAGAUGAAAGUUUACCAAAAUCGAUCGGAGGCAGUGAUUUAAAGUCUUUUUUAAAUGAGUUGAUCCAAAUGAAGAUGGAUGGAGCAAGUAUGGAUGAGACUCAAAAACAAAAAUGCCAAGCCAUCGAUAGCAUUAUUGAAAUUAUUCAGCACCACUCACCAACCAAUCAUGACAGUUCAAAUGAGAGAAGUGGGGAUCCUGAUAUCCUCUUGGAUUUGAAAAAACAUGAAGAACCAAGAGAAGCUCAAAACUGGCCACCUGAUGAGAGUAAUGAUGAACCAAAGCAUCAGACUGAUCUACUGGAGAUGAUUCAUGGGAUCUCCACAGACAGAGAUAAAGGAAUGCUCGAGGAAGUGAAUGGAAAGCCAAGCAGCCCUUUGGAAGACACUGCCCUAAAUGAGGAAGGCAUGGAAGCCAAAAUCAUUCCUGUUCCAAUCAAAGAUGAUGCUGCUGCAGAUGACAUCUUCAGGCCAACCGAGUCUAACCACCUGCUUUCAAUGGCAGAUGAUCCAUACAUACAGCAAACAGAUGGAGUCAAAGCUAGAAAAUAUUCCACCCAGAGUUACUUGGAAUGUGUUGGGAGGCUUCAGGAUCACUGUGAUACUCUUGAAGAAAUAAGAAGCGACUUGCAGACCAAGGGUCUGUUAGCAGAAGACAUUGAGGGGUUGCAUUGUCAGUUAAAAGAAGUUCAGUCUCUGGAAGCACAGAUUGCUGCUCUCCCUGACCUGCUUACAGCAGAUUUGAGUGUAGCAGAUCAACUUCUGAAUUCAGCUGACGAAAACGUUCCCACGCAAAUCCACCAAGAUUUGGCCACAGUCUAUGUAGAUUUACAGAAUGCUUUCACAGAUGUUUGCCACUUGUCAGCUGAGCGAAAUCAUGCUAUUCUGCUAGCCAUUGAGACAGUGAAGAUCCAUUUGGAAACCUUGUAUCAGGAUUUGCUAAGCUCACUUGAGAAGGUCUCCGCUUAUAUGCAAGACAAUUCUGAGAUGGUUUCUAAGCUUGAUAUCAUGGAUGCUGAUAACAUAGGAAUAAUUAAGAACAAGAUUCAGCAAAAUACGGACAUAGAGAAAGACUUAUCAGGAACCCGACAGCUCCUAGAAGAUGCUGCUUUUAAUAUCCAAAACUUCAUUUCUGACCAUGCUCAGUUCCUGAGUCCCACUCACAGCAGACACCUCCUGAGGGCUCUUAGCACUACCCAGAGAUCCUUCAAAGAGCUCAUGGACAGAGUCUUCACUCAGAGACAAACUCUUGAGGUCCAGUUGGAGAUCUGUGAGGAUGAGGCUCAGCAGCAGGCUGCUGUGGAGAAGCAGAGGGAGUUUUCAGAGAAACUGCAGGAGCUGUUUGAUGAUCUGACACAGACAGAAAACCGCCUCAUUGGACACCAGCAGCAGGCUGCCAGCGCGAAGACUGUGGGAGACCUCCAGCAGUACCAACAAGAGCAUCAGGCUCUACAGAAAGACCUCCAGGCUAAUGUCAGCGCGCUCAAUGAAGUCAUUAGUAGCACUGAAAAGUUUCUGGAGGAGAAUCGCAGUAAACUCACUCCAGAGCAGAUAUCGGCUCUUGAGGACAAACUGGAGGAACUGAAGAGCAAAGCGAAUAUGCUUAACCAGAAGUCAGAAGAGUCAAGGAAGGAUCUAGAGAAGGUUUUGAGCAGUGCCAUCAAGCAGGAGACUGAGAAGGAGGCCGCUGUUGAACAACUCGAAGAGAGCAAAGCUAAGAUUGAGGGUCUUCUUGGCUGGAUCUCCAACAUUGGGAAAGAGAAAGAAAUGGGUGGAAUACAAAAGGACCAGAUGGUUAAACAGAAUGGAAACAUGCCUGAGAACAAAUCAAUGAAGGGACUAAUCGGAGAGGAAGAUGACCCUAAUGGAAAUGCAUUAGAUACCACAGAUAACACAAGUCUACAUGUUGGUGAAAAACAAGACGCUCAAGACCUGGAUCUGGACCAGCAGUUUAAUAUGGUUCAAGCCCGCCACCAGGAGAUUUUGUCCCAGCAGCAGGAUCUGAUCAUCGCCACACGGUCAGCACAGGCGUUACUCGACAAACAGGCGCAGGUCCUGUCACCCGCUGAGAAAGACAAGUUACAGAGGGACAUUAGAGAGCUGGAGGCACGCUACGAGUCCUCUCUCACGCAGGCCGAGCAGCAGAUGAAGCAGGUCCAGACUGUCCAGGAGGAGCUUCAGAAGUUCAAGGGGGACUGUGAGGAGUUUGAGACCUGGUUACAGCAGGCCCACGGGCAGAUGGGGGAGCUCGGUGCGCCCGCCACUGGUCUGGACACUCUGAGUAACAAUCUACAGAGACAGAAGAGCUUCUCUGAGGACGUCAUCUCUCAUAAAGGAGACCUGCGCUUCAUAACCAUCUCCGGUCAGAAGGUGCUGGACACAGCGAAGGCCUGCGAUCCCGGUGAAUCAGACGGCCUGCCGAUGGUUGAUAUGUCCAGGACUUGUGCUGCAGUGAAAGAAAGGCUGGACUCAGCCACCAGCCAAUACAAAGCCUUGCAUACGCAGUGUAAUCAGCUUGGAGUUAACUUGAAAGACGUGGUGGACAAGUACAAGAAGUAUGAAGACGCCAGUGGUGCUCUGGUGAAGUGGCUGAAUGUCUCUGAGGAAGAGUCCAGAAGACAGCAGUCCGAGCCCAUCGCUGGAGACCCCCAGACCCUACAGAGACAGCUGGAGGAGACCAAGAGUCUUCAAGGCCAAACAACGUCCCGUCAGGCUGCGGUGGAUACACUGAGAAAAACUGCUGAUGCCUUGAUCAGCGCAGAGGGAGACCUGCUGUCCCAUCCAGAGGAGAUUCAGGAGACAGUGGAUGACAUCGUAGAGAGAUAUGACAACCUGUCGAAGUCAGUGAGUGACCGAAACGAGAAGCUGCAGGUGACCCUGACGCGCUCCCUGAGUGUGCAGGACGGGCUGGAUGAGAUGAUGUCCUGGAUGGAGAAGGUGGAGGAGAGUGUGAAGGAGACGCCCAAAGUGCUGCUGGACUCCAGCUCCAUUGCAGAUGCACUUAGCAAGGAGGCAGCUCUGGAGCAGGACAUGUCCAGCAGGCAGAGCAGCAUCUUGGCCAUGAAGGCAAAGGUGAAGAAGUUUGUGGAGGGUGCUGAGCCGGCCGCUGGAGUCCUCCUCCAGACGAAGAUGGAGGGCUUGUCCCAGCGGUUUACUGACGCCUCUGAGCGCCACACGCAGAAGGUGGCUCAGAUGGAGGAGCUCCGAGACAAGGUGGAGCAGUUUGAGAAGACAUCUGAGAAGGUGCAGCAGUUUGUGCUGAAGAGCUCCCAGGCUCUCUCAGAGUCAGACGGGCCAGGGAAGAACAUCACUGAGCUCUCCCAGCUCCUCCAGGACACAAAUGCAGAGUUAGCCGAGCACACAAAGGACAUGGGGACGCUCCAGAAACUGACGGAGGAGCUCAGCAAGCUGGGUCCAGAAGGAAGCGCAGCUCUUCUUCAGAGCAAGAUGCAGAACAUCUCUGAUGGCUUUAAUGCUUUUAAGGAGACACUUACUGAUAAAAAAGAGGAGGUUUCAUCCUGCCAGAAGCAGCUGCAGGAGUUCAGAGCUGCCGCAGGGCUGGUAAUGAAGUGGCUGGAGGAGACAAAAGAGCAAGUGCCAGAGCUUCAGCCCAACUGCAGUGAACAGAGCCUGGGAACAGACCUGCAGCAAACCACUGGCUUAUUGGACGAAUGGACACUCAAAGCUCCUGCAGUCCAGGAUAUAAAUAGCCAAGGAUCUGCUCUGUGUAGCCUAAUCAGUGUUUUGACAUCACCGGCCAAAGCCAAGAUACAUCACAACUCAGGAUCAGCUGUCAGUAACGGUUCUGGUCCAGGCAGCCAUUCUUAUCUAACAAACCAAGAGUUGAUGCUGGUCCAGCAGAACAUGUCCUCCAUUAACAACGGUUACAAACAUCUGGGGGAGCUCCUGAAGGCCAGGUCCUCUGAGCUCAGCGCUUUGUUGAAGAGAGUUCAAGGCGUCCAUGAUCAGGCUGAGUCUUUACGUCAGUGGAUGGAAGACACAAAGAAGACAGCAGCAUCGUUGAGUAACCAUCCAUCUGGGAAAGAUGCAGUAAAAUCACAGAAGAUCUUUGAAGAUAAUAUGAAACAAAAGCAAGUGCAGCUCCAGCAGCUCAGGGAGAAUCUGCUCAGCUUAAUCGAGGAACACCCUGAUUCACCCGAGGCCGAAAAGUGGAAGCACGUGCUGGCACAGAUAGAUGCAGGAUGGGAGGAGGUCGAGGGCACACUGGAGGUCCAGAAACAGCACCUGGAGGAGUCGUCCCGCAUGCUGGAGCUCUUCCAGACGACCCAGCCGCAGCUCUCGCAGUGGCUGCAGGAGAAGGAGCUGAUGAUGGGCGUCCUGGGGCCUCUGUCUGUGGACCCAAACAUGCUUAACACACAAAAACAGCAGGUCCAGAUUCUCCUCAAGGAGUUUGACAGCCGCAAGCCUCAGUAUGAGAAGUUAACCGAGGCGGCCACAGCCAUCGCUAGUGCGUCAGAGCAGCAGGAUCCUGCCGUAGAGCAGGUUAAAGAACAGCUGGCAUCUGUUUCCCAGAAGUGGCAGGCCCUGACAGGUCAGCUGUCUCAGAGACAUGCUCUCAUUGAGCAGGCUGUCGGUAAGACCACUCAGUUCCAGGAGCUCUUACGAAGCCUCAGUAAAAGUGCCACCUGCCUGGAGACUGAACUUAAUAACCAGCAGGCCCUCAGCACCCAACCUGAUGAAGUCAAGAAGCAGAUUGAAGCCACUAAUUCAAUCCUGGCUCAGCUACGAGAGGAGAAGAAGAAGCUGAAGGAGGCAGAAACUGUCUGCUCUGAGCUCUCUGCUAUGGUGACUGAAGAGUAUCUCAGAGCAGACUUGACAAAACAGCUUGAGGGCAUCACUAAACCAUUUAGACAACUUGAGGAAAAAGCAGGAAAGCGGAUUGAGCAGCUCAACUCAGCCUUCGCCAGCUCCCAGCAGUUCCAUCAGACAUCGAAGGACUUCCAAGCCUGGCUGAAUCAGACUCUGCAGGAGCAGUGUACACCACAGCCCAUCUCUGCUAAUGCAGAGAAGUUAAAACAGAGUCUCAAGGAGAACAGUGCAGCUCAAAAGGCCAUUAAUGAGCACCAAGAACCCUAUACCACCAUCGUUAAAGAGGGAGAAGCUCUUCUCCAGAGCACAGAGGGGGCAGAAAAGGUGGCUCUUCAGGGACAGCUCUCUGCUCUAAGGUCCAAUUGGGACGAUGUGAAGAAAAAUAAUGCUGCACAUGCAGAAAAGCUUCAAGGGGCCUUGCAGAGGGCACAGAAGUACAAGGAACAUUCUGAGAAUCUGAGCUCAUGGUUGCACGAGUGUGAAGACAGGGAGAAGACCGUGAAGCUCAGCGUGAACUCGGUGGAGAUCGAGGGAUCCCUCUCACAGUUGAAGGCCAUCCAGAAAGACGUUGAACAGCACAGAGGGCAAGUUGUGAUGAUGAACUCAGCUGCAGACAGCCUCCUGGAGAUAGUCACCUCAGAUGGGGAUUCGGUUAGGGAGGAGAUGGAAACCAUUGCUAAAAGAGUGGAUAAGCUGACAGAAGAUCUAACGCUCAAAAGAGAAUCAUUAGAAAAUAUCUCACAGAAGCUGAAAGAGUUCAACGACUUACAGAAGGAAGCCAAAGGGCAGCUGGAGGCUGCCAGGAAACAGCUGGAUUCUCACUCGGAUUUGGGUGUCCAGGCCUACAGCAGCAAGAACUUUACCAACAUGAAGGCUCAGCAGAACAGCUUAGAGGGUGUCCACAACCAGAUUGGGCAUCUCAAAAAUCUGGCAAAAAGUCUUGUGGUAGAUGCUUCUGAGAUGGAAGGGGUGACAGACCUUCUUCUUCAGGCAGACAGCUUGGAAAAAGACCACAUGUCAAUUAGCAAAAAGGUAGAGGAUGCCUGCUCCACCAUAGAGAACAAGCUCCAGGGCAUUGGACAAUUCCAGAACAGCAUUCGUGAAAUGUUUGCGAACUUCACAGACCUGGACGAUGAGUUCGAUGGGAUGGCUCCUGUAGGCAGGGAUCUUGACACCUUACGGGAUCAGGAAAGCGCUAUCAAAGACUUUGUUGCUAGACUUCAGGAUCUGAUGACCAACACGGCCAACGGCAGAGACAGUUGCAAGAAGAUGUUGGAGUCAGAAGCCUCCCCAGAUCUCCUGGGUCUGAAGAGAGACUUGGAAACCCUGGACAAGCAGUGUGGAAAGCUGAUGGACCGAGCCACGGGUAGAAGAGAACAGGUUACGGAGACCCUCAGUCAUCUGGAGGAGUUCUACAGCAAGACGCAAGAGUUCACUCACAAACUGAGCAGUGCUGAAAAACAAGAGGAGUCCCAAGGGUCUGUUGGAUUGGAAACAGAAGUCAUUAACCAACAACUGGAGGACUUCAAGGUUUUCCAAAGGGACGUCACCGAGUCGCUGCAGAGCCAAUUGCAGGAGUUGAACACUCUGGGCCAGGCACUGAUCCAAAAUGCCACCAAAGGCACAAGCACCAUAAAACUUGAUCAGGAUCUAGAGGAGGUCAACACCAGAUGGAACACCCUCAACAAAAAAGUUGCGGAGCGAUCUGCACAGCUUCAUGAAGCCCUGCUGCACUGUGGCAGGUUCCAGGAUGCACUGGAGUCCCUUCUCAGCUGGCUCACGGACACCGAGGAGCUGGUGGCCAAUCAGAAGCCUCCAUCAGCAGAAUUCAAAGUGGUGAAAGCACAGAUACAAGAGCAGAAGCUUCUGCAGAGACUGCUGGAUGACCGGAGAGCCACGGUGGAGCUGAUUAAGACGGAGGGACGGAAGGUGACCAAUUUAGCUGAUCAUUUUGAUAAGGAGAAGAUUGCGAGAGAGAUCGAAUGCCUGGGCCAAAGGUGGGACGACCUACUUAAGAAAGCUGACAACAGGCAAAAGCAGUUGGAGAAUAUUUUGGUGGUGGCACAGCAAUUUCACGAGACCCUUGAGCCUUGGACGGAGUGGCUCACAGCUACUGAAAAAAAACUAGCCAACUCAGAGCCCAUCGGCACCCAGACGUCCAAGUUGGAAGAGCAAAUUUCUCAGCAUAAGGCUUUAGAGGAGGAGGUUUUGGGCCGUGGUAAGAUCUUGUACCAGGCCCUGAGUCUGGGCCAGUCUUUACGGACAGUCAGCUGUGCGGAUGACAAGGAGCUGGUGCAGGCAAAGCUUGAUACCAUGCACAGCAGCUACAUCGAGCUGCAGGAGCGUUGCCGCCAGAAGGCCGAAUUAUUGCGGCAGGCGCUGGCUAAUGCACAGCUCUUUGGGGAGGACGAAGUGGCCCUAAUGACAUGGCUUGAUGAGGUGCACAGCAAACUGAGCAAAGUCUCGAUCCAAGACUACACGACGGCCGUGCUCGCUAAACAUCAUGCUGAGCAGCUGGCUCUUCAUGAGGACAUUGAGUUGAGGAAACUAAAUAUUGAACAGGCCAUCCAUAAUGGGUUAGAACUACUGAAACAAACCACAGGCGAUGAGGUUGUCGUCAUCCAAGGUAAACUAGAUGGAAUAAAGACGAGGUAUUCAGAGAUCAACACAAUGAGCAACAAUGUUUCAAAGACUCUGGACAAAGCCCUGUCUCUCGCCACUAAACUGCAAAACACACACGAGGAGCUGAACUCCUGGUUGGAGAAGGUAGAGUCGGAGUUGGCCAUGUUUAAAGCUCAAGAGCCGGUCGGAGAGCAGCUCACUUGCUUACAGGAGAGGCAGAAAACGCUGAUGAAGGAGGUUAAGGAUCAGAAGCCAGUGGUUGACUCUCUUAAUGAAGUAAGCAGCGCUCUGCUGGAACUCGUCCCAUGGCGAGCAAGAGAAGGUCUGGACAGGAUGGUCACAGAUGACAACGAGCGCUACAGAACGGCUAGCGAUGCUAUUACACAGCAUGUAGACCAGACUGGAGCUGCCAUCUUAAAGUCCCAGCAGUUUGAGCAGGCAGCCAGCUCUGAGCUCCAGUGGCUGACGGAGGCAGAGAGGAAAUUGUCUUGCCUUGGGGACGUCAGGCUUGAGCCGGAGCAGACCACCGCUCAACUGCAGGCUCAGAAGAGCUUCUCCAUGGACAUUAUGAGACAUAAAGACGCCGUGGAUGGCAUCGUGAAGACUGGCGAGGCCAUUAUGAACAACAAAGAUGAGGCAGAGAAGCAGGCGUUAAGGGUGAAGCUCCAGGCGUUGUCAGAGAAGUACAGUGUGGUUAGUCAGCUGAAUUCGGAGCGCUGUCUGCAGCUGGAGAGAGCUCAUUCUCUGGCCUGUCAGUUCUGGGAGACACACGAUGAACUGUGGCCAUGGCUGCAGGAGACGAGGACUGCCUUCACUCAGCUGGCCCAGCCCACUAUUGAGUACGAAGCACUUCGACAGCAACAAGAGGAGCUGAGGCAAAUGAGGGAGCUGAUAGCAGAGCACAAGCCACACAUUGACAAGAUGAAUAAAACUGGACCUCAGCUGGUGGAGUUGAGUCCCACUGAGGGGGCACCAAUCAGAGAGAAAUACCAGGCCGCAGACAAACUGUACAGCCAGCUGAAAGUGGACGUCAAGCACAGAGCGGCUGCCCUGGACGAGGCCAUCUCCAAAUCCACUCAGUUCCAUGAUAAGAUAGACCCAAUGCUGGAGUCUCUGGAGCGCAUCGCCGAACGCCUGCGUCAGCCUCCAUCCAUCUCUGUCGAGGUGGAGAAGAUCCGAGAGCAGAUAUCGGAGAACAAAGCCGUUAAUGUAGACCUGGAGAAACUUCAGCCAUCGUAUGAGACCCUCAAGCAGCGAGGAGAGGAGAUGAUCGCUCGCUCCGAAGGAGCAGACAAGGACCUUUCGGCCAAAGCUGUUCAAGAUAAGCUGGACCAGAUGGUGUUUCUGUGGAAUGACAUCCAAGCUCUUCUGGAGGAAAGAGAGGCCAAGCUCCUGGAUGUCAUGGACUUAGCCGAGAAGUUCUGGUGUGAUCACUGCGCUCUGAUCGUCACCAUCAAAGACACACACGACCUGCUGAAAGAGCUGGAGGAGCCUGGAGUCGAUCCUUCAGUGGUCAAGCAGCAGCAAGAGUCUGUGGAGGGCUUUAGAGAGGAGAUCGAGGGACUGCAGGAGGAACUGACUGUGGUCCAGAAUCUGGGGGCGGAGUUUAUGACAGCAUGCGGAGAACCUGAUAAACCAGUGAUCAAGAAAAGUAUAGAUGAGGUGAACUCAGCUUGGGAAACCCUGAACAAGGCAUGGAAAGAGAGAGUAGAGAGUCUAGAGGAAGCCAUGCAGGCUGCGGUGCAGUUCCAGGACAGUCUCCAGAACAUGUUUGACUCGGUGGAUAUUAUGGAAGGCAAACUGGAUUCGAUGUCGCCCGUGGGCACGGACCUGGAGACUGUGAAACAGCAGAUCGAGGAGCUGAAGGAGUUCAAAGGUGACACGUACCAGCUACAGAUCGAGAUGGAAAGGCUGAACCAUCAGGCCGGGAUUCUGCUGAAGAAGGUGCGAGAGGAAGCCGAGCGCAGUUCCAUCCUGGAGCCAAUGAAUGAGCUGAAAAUGUUCUGGGACAACCUGGAUAAAAAGAUCAUCAACCGACAGCACAAGCUGGAAGGAGCGCUGCUGGCUCUGGGGCAGUUCCAGCAUGCUUUAGAUGAACUUCUGGCUUGGCUCACUCACACCGAAGAACUGCUUGGUGAACAGAGGAAGGCCUGCGGUGACCCCAAAGCCAUCGAGAUCGAGCUCGCAAAGCACCACGUGUUGCAGAACGAUGUGCUGGCCCACAAGACCACGGUGGAGGCAGUGAACAAGGCCGGCAGUGACCUCAUUGAUUCCAGCGCUGGAGAAGAGGCGCAAGGUCUGCAGAACAAGCUGGAGAACCUCAACCAGCGCUGGAGGACUAUCCUGGAGAAGACUGAGCAGAGAAGACAGCUUCUGGACAGUGCCCUGCUGCAGGCUCAGGGUUUUCAUGGUGAGAUUGAAGACAUGCAGCAGUGGCUGAAAGACACCGAGCGUCAGCUGUUAGCAUCGAAGGCCCUCGGUGGUUUACCAGACACGGCCCGAGAGCAGCUUAACACCCAUCUGGAGCUCUGCAGGACACUGGAAGCCAAGGAGGAAAUAUACAAGCAGCUUCUUGACCGGGGGCAGCACAUUUUGACCUUGACCCCUGAAGGUCAAGACAGCACCACUGAACUGGACCUGCACAACCUGCAGGAGAAGUGGGAGUGUGUUCAGGCCAAAGUGACGGAGAGGAAGGUGAAACUGGAGGAGGCCCUGGCGCUGGCCACAGACUUCCAUAACUCACUACAGGAUUUCAUUAACUGGCUGACGCAGGCCGAACAGACCCUCGCCACGGCCUCGCCUGCCUCCCUCAUCCUGGAGACCAUCAUGUUCCAGAUAGACGAGCAUAAGGUGUUUGUGACUGAGGUGAACUCCCAUCGGGAUCAGAUCAUCGAGCUGGAUAAGACAGGAACACACCUCAAGUACUUCAGUCAGAAACAGGACGUGGUGUUGAUCAAGAACCUGCUGCUGAGCGUUCAAGGCCGCUGGGAGAAGGUCGUGCAGAGGUCAGUGGAGAGAGGACGCCUGCUGGACGAUGCCAGGAAACGUGCCAGACAGUUCCAUGAAUCCUGGAUCAAACUGAUGGAGUGGCUGGAGGAGUCCGAGAGAGCGCUGGACUCUGAGCUGGAGAUCGCUAAUGAUCCGGACAAGAUCAAGACGCAGUUAACCCAGCACAAGGAGUUCCAGAAAGCUCUGGGCAGCAAGCAUUCGGUGUAUGACACCAGCAGUCGCACGGGCCGCGCUCUGAAGGACAAGACCUCCUUGAAAGAUGACAACCAGAAACUGGACGACAUGCUCAGUGAGCUCCGGGACAAGUGGGACACAGUCUGCGGGAAAUCUGUGGAGAGGCAGAAUAAGCUGGAGGAGGCUCUGCUGUUCUCAGGUCAGUUCACAGACGCACUGCAGGCUCUCAUCGACUGGCUUUAUAAAGUGGAACCACAGCUAGCUGAAGAUCAGCCUGUGCAUGGAGACAUAGACCUCGUCCUGAACCUCAUCGACAGCCAUAAGGUGUUCCAGAAAGAGUUGGGCAAAAGGACUGGCAGCGUGCAGGCUUUGAAGCGCUCGGCCCGUGAGCUCACCGAGAGCAGUCACGAUGACUCGUCCUGGGUCAAAGUUCAGAUGCAAGAGCUGAGCACGCGCUGGGAGACGGUGUGCAGCCUCUCUGUGUCCAAACAGACACGGCUCGAGCAGGCACUGUGUCAGGCUGAGGAGUUCCACUCCAGCGUUCAUAUCUUACUGGAGUGGCUUGCCGAGGCCGAGCAGAGCCUUCGCUUCCACGGUGCUCUUCCUGACGAUGAAGAAGCCCUCCGCGCUCUCAUUGAACAGCACAAGGAGUUCAUGAAGAAGCUGGAGGAGAAGCGACUGGCCCUGAAUAAAGCCACGAGCAUGGGAGAAGCCAUCCUGUCCAUCUGCCACCCAGACUCCAUCAGCACCAUCAAACACUGGAACACCAUCAUUAAAGCACGCUUUGAGGAGGUAACAGCCUGGGUCCGACAGCACCAGCAGAGACUCUCCAGUGCUCUGGCUGAACUGCUGGCCACUCAGGAACUGCUGGAGAACCUGCUCAACUGGCUGCAGUGGGCCGAAACCACGCUCGGAGAGAAAGACAAGGAACCUCUUCCUCAAGAGUUAGAGGAAGUCAAAACGCUCAUCGCUGAGCACCAGACAUUCAUGGAAGAGAUGACCAGAAAACAACCAGAUGUGGAUAAAAUCACCAAAACUCAUAAGAGAAAAGCCACAGUGGAUCCUCCGGUUCAGUCUCAGAUCCCUGUUCUAGGGAAAGGACGGACGCCCAGAAAGAGAUCUCCUACACAGUCCAUGUACACCGCAGCAUCACAGGCACAAAUCGAGACGAAGAACCCCCGAGUGAACCUGCUGUUCAGUAAGUGGCAGCAGGUGUGGCUUCUGGCACUGGACAGGAGGAGGAAGCUCAACGAUGCUCUGGACAGACUAGAGGAGCUGAAAGAGUUUGCCAACUUUGACUUUGACGUAUGGAGGAAGCGCUACAUGCGCUGGAUGAACCACAAGAAAUCACGCGUCAUGGAUUUCUUCCGCCGUAUCGAUAAAGACCAGGAUGGAAAAGUCACAAGGCAGGAAUUCAUCGAUGGCAUCCUGUCCUCAAGGUUCCCCACCAGUCGUCUGGAGAUGAGCGCUGUGGCAGACAUCUUUGAUCGUGACGGCGAUGGCUACAUCGACUACUAUGAGUUUGUGGCUGCUCUGCAUCCCAACAAAGAUGCUUACAAACCAUUAACCGAUGCGGACAAAAUUGAAGAUGAGGUGACUCGCCAAGUUGCAAAGUGCAAGUGUCCGAAACGCUUCCAAGUAGAGCAGAUUGGCGCCAACAAAUAUCGGUUCUACCUUGGAAAUCAGUUUGGAGAUUCGCAGCAGCUGCGGCUGGUGAGGAUCCUGCGCAGUACGGUGAUGGUGCGGGUGGGUGGAGGUUGGAUGGCCCUGGAUGAGUUCCUGGUGAAGAAUGACCCAUGCAGAGUUCACCACCACGGGAGUAAAAUGUUGCGUUCGGAAUCAAAUUCUUCAAUUACUCAGUCUCCUAUAGGUUGGCAACUCUCACACUUUCUCUCCUUGCUCCAUCCCAGUGCUAAGGGCAGAACAAAUGUGGAGCUGCGUGAGAAGUUUAUUCUUCCAGAAGGCACCACCCAGGUGAUGGCCAGUUUCCGUUACAGAGGUCGAAGGUCACGGCCGUCCUCGAGAGGUGCCUCCCCUAACAGAUCCAACUCUAGCCACAACUGCCCCGCACAACCCAACCCACCCGGCUCCAACACACCCAAGACACUCCAACAUUUAACCCGCAAUUAUGAUAAACCCUGGCUGACAAACAGCAAAUCAGCUACUCCUCUUAAAUCAUCUGACUCCUUUGAGAGCCAAGGGUCGUCCAAUGAGAGCACCCCUAUUCAGGGCAGCAAGCUUCGUCUUCCAGGUUAUUUGUCGGGAAAAGGCUUUCAGUCAGGAGAGGAUGGAUCCUUGAUAAACUCUGCAGUCAUGAAGGUCAGGGGUCAAGCCAUGGGGUUGAGUAAGAUCCCAGGCAGCAAAGCAGGAAGCCGAGGGAGCAGCCGCCGUGGCAGUGACGCCUCAGACUUCGAUAUUUCAGACAUCCAGUCGGUUUGCUCGGACAUGUCAGAGACAGUGACAGACUCAGGACGCCCGACUCCACGCUCAGCCUCACGCCAACACGGAGGCAAACCCUCCAAAAUCCCAACUCCCCAACGGAGGAGCACCCCUACUAGCAAACUGGCCAAGACCACCAAGAGAUAGUCAACAGUCCAGUCGGCAGAAUCGGCCUUGUUCCAGGCCUCAUUUUUUGACAGCACUGGGUUAGCGCACACUAAACAAAGACUGGACAGAUUUCGAUCGACACUGAAGACUGCCAAGUGUUAUGUUAUCGUUUUUAAAAAGCGUAGCAAGAUGUAAAUUAUUCUGUUGUGAACGUAAAAAAGGAAGUUCAUGUGGGGUGUGUGUGUGAUUGUGUGUGUGUGCGUGUGUGGAAUGCAACGGCUUUGUGUAUUUGUCCUGUACUUUACGUGAAUGUUGCGUCAAUAAUAUUUUGUUCGAUCCCUGGGGAAAGUCAGCCAACACAAGAAGAUUGUAUGUUGUUAGGUAACACUUUUCCACAUGUUUGCGUUGAGGUAGAAGCUGAAUGUACAGUUGUUUCCUCCUGCGGACAUGCGUGUUGGCGAUAAUAUGCCUUUGUAUUCUGCCAGGACACCACAAUUAUUUAUUCAUCUAUUUAAAGUGCAAUGACCAGCUGCUGUUAUGCAUUUAAAGGGCAAUUCGAUACCACUGCUACACUACAACUGUAAUCCCUGCUAUUAUACACUACAGUUAAUCCUGAUCAUGGCCAUUAAACUUGCAUAUAAAACAACCGUCUGUAGCACCCGCAGUAAUGUUUGUUUCGAUCAAAUCACCUUACUGUGACUACAACGUUUUGACUAAAAGCAUUCAUAAGUGCAAUCAUGCCUGUGUACUCUAUGGUUCCUUUUUGCCUGAGUGAUGCAAAUUACUCAACUUUUUGUAAUAAAUAUGCUUGCUGAAAGCUCAACAAUA
This is a messenger RNA of Carassius auratus (goldfish), 23452 nucleotides long. It is a transcript of the gene dst, whose product is annotated as dystonin. Gene Ontology annotation, biological process: wound healing; hemidesmosome assembly; intermediate filament cytoskeleton organization. The record is from RefSeq and is a predicted model, not a curated record. Bases 563 to 22663 code for a protein of 7366 amino acids. Gene Ontology annotation, molecular function: microtubule binding; structural molecule activity; calcium ion binding. Lineage: Eukaryota; Metazoa; Chordata; Actinopteri; Cypriniformes; Cyprinidae. Gene Ontology annotation, cellular component: focal adhesion; cytoskeleton; membrane. The transcript is spliced from 96 exons.